AAGAAAUAAUACAGAAAGACUCAACGUAUUACUGGAUUUACCACUUCCUCUGGAUGCUAAUAUCUUGGAGAACUAGAGUACAGUAUCACAACCAGGAUACUGACAUUGAUACAGUCAAAAUACAGAACAUUUCUGUAGAUCUAGCUCCUGGUGGCCCUGUUGGAUUUUGCUAUUUUAGGGCAGAUGAUCAGAGUAAUGAUAUGGUUGUGUUCUGCCAUACUAUGCAAAAUCUUUGUAUUGUCAGGAAGAAAUUAAGCUUACUUUUCUGGCCCCCAAAGUUAUCUUUUAACAAAGUGCCAUGGUGACGGUCAGAUGUAAUAUGUAACCACAGCAGGCUGCUGAGGCCAAGGCUGGUAAAGGAUGAGUGCUCUUCAGACCUGCUGUUCCACCAUGGUCCUGCUGGCACUUCUCUAGAGCGAACUGUCUCUUGGACCAGGUAUUUCCACCUUAGCCUACUUACAAGACAGUGGUGAUUUUUACAGAUAGACACAGUUGUACCAGGUCUCAGCCUCAGAAGCACUCUCUCUCUUUUGUGGAGGAGUCGAUCCCCUUUUACCAAGCCAGUAAUGUCCUUUUGAGCUCUUGGUCCAGUACCUGUCCUGGGCGAACCCUCACAGUUGGGCUUUCUUGGUCUUGGCGUCCUGCCUGUUUGCGUCCUACUCACAGGUAGCACCACCUAACUUGCUGCCACAGUUAUCCUUACACCCUCCCUGUAACUCUCAUUCCCCUAUGGCCUUCCAGCCAGAAAUGCGGUCCUUGGACCUGGCUUCUCAACAAUUAGCCCCGAGAGGGAAGAAUCGGCUGGCUCCUGGAAGUACACUGAGAGCACACAGAGCUUCCCCACACCUUCAGACUUGCACCUUGCAGCCCAGGAGCUUCCUGCAGCUAGCCUUCCUUCCCGGUCCACUAUGGCCAGUUCCAAUAGCAGUGCGGGCAUCCGAUGGUCCCGGCAGGAGACGCGAACUCUUCUCUCCAUACUAGGCGAGGCAGAGUAUAUCCAGCGCCUCCAGACUGUGCAUCAUAAUGCGGAUGUCUAUCAGGCUGUGUCUAAGCGAAUGCAGCAGGAAGGCUUCCGCCGCACCGAACGUCAGUGCCGCUCCAAGUUUAAAGUUCUGAAGGCGUUGUAUUUAAAGGCGUACGUUGCCCAUGCCACGAGUGUGGGUGAUCCGCCGCACUGUCCAUUUUAUGAUACGUUGGAUCAGCUUCUCCGAAAUCAGAUAGUGACUGACCCAGACAACUUAAUGGAGGAUGCUGCUUGGGCCAAGCACUGUGAUCAGAACCUAGUGGCCUCUGACACCCCAGGGGAGGAGGGCACCAGCCUUCUCAGAGCAAAAAGGACUCAGGCAGCAGAUCAUCAGCCUAUCUUGAAAACAGUUAAGGAAUCAGAUGAGGAUUGUCAACUGAGAAUCAGUGACCAGAUGCGAGAAACCAGUGACCUCGAGGACUCCUGGGAUGAAUCCUCGGGUGCAGGGUGCUCUCAAGGGACCCCCAGCUACAGCAGUUCCCACCACCUUUUCAGAGGUGCAGUUGCUCCCUGUCAGAGCAGCCCCAUGACCAGACUGGGUGUGUCCAGUGAGCCCAGUCCCUGCGCCAGUACCAGCCGGAACACUCCUGGGGUGGCCUCCACACAGCGGCCUCCGGUCGUCUCCUCCAGAGUUCCUUUUGUUUCUGGUGGGGAUAGGCCUUUGACCAGUGAGCCCCCUCCAAGGUGGGCGAGGCGAAGAAGGCGGUCAGUGGCCAGGACUAUUGCAGCUGAGUUGGCAGAAAACAGGAGGUUGGCACGAGAACUUUCAAAGCGUGAGGAAGAAAAAUUGGACAGGCUGAUUGCUAUUGGUGAGGAGGCCAGUGCUCAACAAGAUACUGCCAACGAGCUCCGCAGGGAUGCCGUGAUCGCAGUCAGACGCUUGGCAACGGCAGUGGAAGAGGCCACCGGUGCUUUUCAGCUAGGGCUUGAAAAAUUGCUUCAGAGGUUAAUUUCAAAUACCAAAAGUUAGGAGUUGAUUGCAAAAGAGUCUCUUUCCUAAACUGGUAGAAGCCCAGGUCCCACACCUGCCUUUUGGUACCCUGGCUCCUUUUACAGGUCCUUCGGGAAAAAGAGCGGAUGAACCAUUAAUACACAGGGUGGCAGGAAGAUCCACACUAGUUACUUUCCCCAAGCUUCUCCACUAAUUGAAAGACCUCUCGUAUGUGUGAGGAGCGGUCUCCUAGAAAACAGAUGGAGCCGAGUCCAGAGCGCUAGUUAGCUGUGGCUUUCCCUCUGACGCAAGGCAGUUUAGUUUACCUCUACAUCAGUUUCCUCAUCUGUAAAAUGGGGGCUAGGUAAUAACUCCUGACCUGCCUACCUCACAGGGUUGUUGUGAGGAUCAAAUGGCUAAUAGAUGUGAAAGAGUUUGAAAGUUUAAAAGCACUACACACUAUAUACAUAUAAGUUAUUAAUGCAUCUGACCUUGGCUGAGGUAAGGCUAGGGUGAGGCACAUUAGUUGACAAGAUACAGAAGUACGGUGUAUACCAUGACCUCAUUGCUUGAAUCUUUACUAGUUUAACUUGACUGAUUCUUGUAAGAUCUUCAUUUUUUUAAUUCCUCUGUGUAGCUCAUUAGGCUAAUAUAGAUAUAUGUAUUUGUACCUUUAUCUCUUAUGUUUUCACUGCUGUGUCUGUGACAUACCUGCGAGUAAGCACUCAGUGGUCAAACCAUCAUUCCCUCCGUUUUACUAGUUCUUAGUGUCUUAACACUAUAAAGAUAUAAUUCAGAAUGGACAGGGAGCCACAGUUGUGUGUUAUGAUUCAUAUUGAUAAUCUCUAAUGAGGUAUUGGCUGUUUUAUAAAACAUUAAAUGUAAGUAAAUUCUUUGCAUUCCAUA
Enhydra lutris kenyoni (northern sea otter) is the source of this 2861-nucleotide messenger RNA. RefSeq names its product zinc finger and SCAN domain-containing protein 20-like. NCBI's taxonomy places the organism in Eukaryota, Metazoa, Chordata, Mammalia, Carnivora, Mustelidae. The record is from RefSeq and is a predicted model, not a curated record. The transcript has 2 exons. Bases 909 to 1994 code for a protein of 361 amino acids.